UAGGGUUGAUGUGUUUGAGGCUACCAUGUGGUGCUGAUUUUAUUAAAAGAAAAAAAAAGAACUUAAAGGAAAUAAAUCAGUUGCUAGAGAAUUUUCAGAAUCAUGGGGAAAAAAGGAAAAAAGGAGAAAAAGGUAAAAGGAGCGGAGAAAACAGCCGCGAAAAUGGAGAAAAAAGUGUCAAAGAGGUCCAAACGAGAGGAGGAGGAUUUAGAGGCUUUAAUAGCGGAGUUUCAGACUCUCGAUGCAAAGAAAACUCAAGUUGUAGAGACGACCUGUCCGCCUCCAUCACCAAGAUUGAAUGCAUCUUUCUCUGCUCAUCCUGAAAAAGAUGAGCUAAUUCUGUUCGGAGGAGAAUUCUUCAAUGGAAAGAAGACCUAUCUGUACAAUGAUCUGUUUUUUUACAACAUUAAGAAGAACUGCUGGGUUAAAUCAGAGAUUCCCAACCCACCUCCACCACGCUGCUCCCACCAGGCGGUGGUAGUUCCCCAGGGUGGUGGGCAGCUCUGGGUCUUCGGGGGGGAGUUCGCCUCACCAAAUGGGGAGCAGUUCUACCACUACAAGGACCUCUGGGUGCUUCACCUGUCUACACACACCUGGGAAAACAUCAAGGCGCCUGGUGGUCCGUCGGGCCGCAGCGGCCACAGGAUGGUCCUCAGCAAGAGGCAGCUGCUGGUGUUUGGAGGUUUCCAUGAAAGCACAAGGGAUUUCAUCUACUACAAUGACGUCUACACUUUCUCCCUGGACUCCUUCUCCUGGUCCCGCCUCGCGCCGUCUGGCUCCGCCCCCUGCCCUCGGUCCGCCUGCCAGUUGACCUCCACGCCGGACGGCACGGGCGUCAUCGUGUACGGGGGUUACUCCAAAGUGAGGGUGAAGAAGGAGGUGGAGAAGGGGACGAUCCACACCGACAUGUUUCUCCUGAAGAGGGACGGCAAAGAAGGCCAAGAGAAGUGGUCCUGGUCCAGGGUCAGCCCCUCAGGCAGCAAGCCGCACCCCCGCUCAGGUUUCUCCCUGGCGGUGGGCCCGGGGGGGCGGGCGGUGCUGUUCGGGGGGGUUUGUGACGAGGAGGAGGAGGAGACUCUGGAGGGGGACUUCUACAACGACCUGUACCUGUACGACACGGUGAAGAACCGCUGGUUCCCCGGCCUGCUGCGGGGAAACAGGACGGAGAAGAAGAAACGACGGAGGGGCAAGAAGGCCGGAGCAGAGGGGGAUGCAGCGGAGAAGGAGCAGGACGAGGAGGAGGCGGCGCCUCAAGGGCCCACCGAGGUCGUCAAGGAGAUCGUGACAGAGGACGGCACCGUGAUGACCAUCAAGGAGGUGAUCCCCGGACUCCACGAGGAGGAGCAGGACGACGACGAAGACGAGGAUGAGGAGGACGACGCAGGGUCUGCGGCGGCGCCCCUGGUGGAGCCCUGCCCGCGCUCCAGCGCCAUGGCGACGGCGCGCCAGGGGAAGCUCUUCCUGUACGGCGGGAUGUUCGAGGUGGGCGACCGCCAGUUCACCCUGAACGACCUCUACUGCCUGGACCUGCACAAGAUGGAGCAGUGGGAGGUUCUGGUGGAAAUGGAUCCCAAGACGCAGGAGUGGCUGGAAGAGUCUGAGUCAGAGGGCGAUGAUGAUGAAGAGGAGGAGGAAGAGGCGGCGAAGGGAGCAGAAGGGGAGGAUGAGGAGUCAGAGGAGGAGAGCGAAGAGGAGGAAGAUGAAGAGGAGCACCCCGCUGUGCAGGAGGGCGAGACGGCGACGGACUAUCAGGCCCGCACAGAGCAGUACUGGAUAAAAGUCGCACGACGGAACAUGGGCCCCGACCCCAAGGACAAAAAGGUGGCCAAGGUGGCCCAGGCCAUGGCCAAAGUCUUCUAUGAAGACCAGUAGUGUUAGGCACGGAGCGUGGGUGUCUGUAAAAUAGAUUAUAAUGGAUGACAUUUUAUACAUCAUCUGGGAAGUCCUCUGAUCUCCAUAAUGACGGUUCUGUUAUAAGCUCAUUCAUUUAAAAAAAAAAACCAAAACAAUAUCCCUCAAAUAAACUACAUGCGGUGCAUUAUGUAUAUAUGUUUAU
Messenger RNA from Salarias fasciatus (jewelled blenny), 2056 nucleotides. RefSeq names its product kelch domain containing 4 (gene klhdc4). The transcript has 13 exons. The record is from RefSeq and is a predicted model, not a curated record. NCBI's taxonomy places the organism in Eukaryota, Metazoa, Chordata, Actinopteri, Blenniiformes, Blenniidae. Bases 103 to 1872 code for a protein of 589 amino acids. Gene Ontology annotation, molecular function: protein binding.